UGUUUUAUUUAUUGAAUCAAAAUCAUAGAAUCAACCAGCAAAUUAGGUUAGAUCAAUGUUUCGGUGUUGGAAAUUCUGACGUGGAAAAAAGUUUAGGGAUUUAUACCUAUAUAAUCUCAGAUUGAAAAGUAGCACCCCAUAAAAAAAAUUUGUGAGGAAAUGGAUCCAAAUCCUGAUGCAAUUAAGGAGGAUUUGAACCGGUUUAGGUAUUCUUUCAGUGAAAAUUUCAACAAAGUUCAAAAGCUUGAAGAGCAAGUUGCUGAGGUUGAAAAGUUCUACAAUUCCAAUAAAGCUCAAGUUAAUAAUGUGAAAGACAAAGGCCGGGAGAAGCAUGUUAUUGGCAGUAGAAGGUCACAUCAAGGUGCAUCAAGCAAGGAACCUAAUUCUUCAAACUCAAUGCAAGAGGUUAUGCAACAGUUUUGCACAAUAUUUCAUCAGGCAAGUGGAAAUACCCUGCAACUGGUUUUUGUUAUUUCAGAUUUCAAUUGUGGGUUAAGAUUAUGCACUCAGGAUGGAAGGGAAGGAAAGGUUAUAAGUUCGAUGUUCUUAUUAACAAUUCGGAAAAAUAAGAUUGGUUUAGUUGAUUUAGAACAGAGGGUAAGAGAGAUUCCGAGUUCAACUCUUUCGGUAACAAAAAUUAACGACUAA
Messenger RNA from Vigna unguiculata (cowpea), 648 nucleotides. RefSeq names its product transcription factor GTE1-like. The record is from RefSeq and is a predicted model, not a curated record. Gene Ontology annotation, molecular function: protein binding. NCBI's taxonomy places the organism in Eukaryota, Viridiplantae, Streptophyta, Magnoliopsida, Fabales, Fabaceae.